UCGCCAUUCGCAUGUCGACGUGCCAGCACAUUUCUUUGAAUUUUUGAAUGUGUUCGUUUUACUUUUGUUAUUGUCCGCAGUUCAGCGCAAUUGUUUCCAUCAAAAUUAGUUACAACGUUAACGCAAUUAACGUCAACAGUAAGAGUGCCCGAACCGAGCCCGAGGCCCUACCCAAAAAUGGAGCAGUGGAAUAAUGUCGAGCUGACGAAUAUGUCAAAAAAGUCAUAUACCCUGAAUCAUGAAUACGAUGCUGCCGCUAAGUUGAACAAGGAGAACACGAAGCCAUCCGCGAAUGGUAAUGGAACGACUGUGCCAGAUAGCAGCAGUGAUCUGCUCCAGCCAGGAUCGGAUGUGAAGCCGAAAGUGGAGCCCGACGAUGUGGAGAGCUUGCUGCGACGCCUCUACGGGAUUACGAUAAGCGAGGUCAAGGAAAUCGUCGCCUACGACGAUCGCAACUUCUUCAUCAAGGAGGAUAGCAACGUCAAAAACCCCCUUAUUGUCUCCCAUUGCCCAAAUGGCUACGUCCUCAAAAUCCUGAACUCGCUGGACUAAAAAGAGGACUUUGUGGAUGCUCAGAAUCAGUUGCUGCUCAGUCUGGCAAAACAGAGUGUCAAGUGUCCCCGGCCAAUAGCCAAUGCCAGUGGCAAGUACUAUUCGGUGGAGCGCCUCAAUGGUAACUCGAAUGUGGUGCGACUCCUGGAAUUCAUUCCAGGAGAGAUCUUUCACCAGGCACUUACGAAGCAUUUGCUAUAUCGCAGCGGCGAGUAUUUGGCCAGAUUAGAUCGAUCUUUGAAAAGCUUCACCCACCAGGCCUACGAAACGCACAAAACGAUGUGGAUGCUGCAGAGUGUACCGGACUUGAGGCAGUUCCUGUAUGCGGUGAAGGACGAGGAGCGCCGACUGAUCUGCGAGGAAGUAAUCGAUGCCUUCGAAGCCAAGGUUCUAAGUCUGCUUCCGACUCUGGAGCACCAGAUCAUCCACGGCGACUUUAACGAACAAAACAUUGUGGUGGAGCAGUCGCCCAACCAAGGUGGCGGAGAGUACACCAUCAAGGGAGUGAUUGAUUUCGGAGACACGAGCAAAUCUCCGCUACUCUUCGAGGUGGGCAUCGCCCUUACCUACAUGAUCCUGCAGGCCAAAGAUCUGGCCAGCGGAGGAGUCUUCCUGGCCGGCUAUACCAGCGGUAUUCCUCUUGGCAGCACCGAACUGGGUCUUCUCAAAUACUGUGUCGCCGCCCUAGUCCAGAGCUUGGUCAUGGGUCUCUACACGCACACCCUACAUCCCAAUAACGACUAUCUGCUGGUUACCCAGGAGCAGGGCUGGACGCUGCUCCAGAAGCUUUGGCGCGAGACCUUGGAGAAUGUGGAUGAGUUGUGGGCCACCACCGGUCACCAGUACUUGACGCAGAGCAAUAAAUAAAAUCAAAAUUCCCGGGCCUGUUUCGAUUUUCUGAAAAAAAAACGCAAUCAAGUUUAAAUGGAUUGCAUUAUUCGUUAGAAAAGUAAUAAGUAUUAUUAAAAGUCCAGUUUUUUUACGAAUGUAAAAGUUCUGUAAAUAAUUAAAUGUGUGUGUGCAGCUACAAAUUUGGUCCACUACAAAAAACCAGAUAACUUUAACAGAAAUUCAAAGAGGCCCUCUUUGGAAAGCUAUUCAAGAACCAAUUGUCAAUUAUAAAUAGAAUAUCAAAAUCAAUCAUAUCUCCUAUUUAGGAUUUGAAGUUAACAUCGAUAUUUGAGACGAAAGUCAAUUUAUAAAUAUAUAUAUUACCGGGGCGAUAUUCUUUGUGUUAUAUCGGACCAAUAUUAUCGAAAAAGACAAAUAAAUUAACAGACAUUUUUCUGAUAUGAUUUAGAAACCAAAAUUUUAACGUUAAAUCCGAUAAAAAUAAAUUAUAUUUUCGAUAUGAUAUUAAGUGCGAUGUAUCAUAUCGUAUUAUUCACUACUCUGCAGAAUAAAAACAGAAACAAAAAGAGUUACAAGUAUUGAUUGCAUUUGUUU
Messenger RNA from Drosophila serrata, 1998 nucleotides. RefSeq names its product hydroxylysine kinase. NCBI's taxonomy places the organism in Eukaryota, Metazoa, Arthropoda, Insecta, Diptera, Drosophilidae. The record is from RefSeq and is a predicted model, not a curated record. Gene Ontology annotation, molecular function: amino acid kinase activity.